Messenger RNA from Mirounga angustirostris (Northern elephant seal), 2188 nucleotides. It is a transcript of the gene ARL14, whose product is annotated as ADP ribosylation factor like GTPase 14. Gene Ontology annotation, molecular function: GTP binding; GTPase activity. The transcript has a single exon. The coding region runs from base 265 to 843 and encodes 192 amino acids. The record is from RefSeq and is a predicted model, not a curated record. Gene Ontology annotation, cellular component: plasma membrane; cytoplasm. Lineage: Eukaryota; Metazoa; Chordata; Mammalia; Carnivora; Phocidae. Gene Ontology annotation, biological process: vesicle-mediated transport; intracellular protein transport.
CCCUUUGAGCAAUUAUAACAUUGGCUGCUUACUCAUACCAGAUUCCUUACGAUUGGCUGGGACUGCAAAUAAAACGUUGUUUGCCUAUAAUGAGGUCAAUAAGCUGCUACAUAAAUGCACACAAGUUCCCAGUCUUAAAACGACACGAAGCAUUUGCUAUCUUCUUUCCUUUUAUUAUUUUCAUGUGAAACCUGGAGGGUAAACAUUUGCCCUGGCCAAAAGAAAAGGUCUUUGAAGGGAGAAAAAAACCCCAAAAACCCUAAAAUGGGUCUACUGAGUUCUAAAAACCCCAAAACCAAGCAAGCCCGGAUUCUUCUUUUGGGACUUGACUCAGCUGGGAAGUCUACCCUCCUUUACAAAUUAAAGCUUGCUAAGGAUAUUACGACCAUCCCAACAAUAGGUUUCAACGUGGAGAUGAUCGAGUUGGAAAAGAGUCUUUCACUCACAGUCUGGGAUGUUGGAGGACAGGAAAAAAUGAGAACCGUGUGGGAGUAUUACUGUGAGAACACCGAUGGGCUGAUGUAUGUUGUGGAUAGUACAGACAAGCAGCGACUGGAAGACUCCAGGAGAGAGCUGAAGCACAUUUUGAAGAAUGAACACAUUAAAAAUGUGCCUGUUGUCCUGUUAGCCAACAAACAGGAUGUACCUGGAGCUCUGACUGCCGAGGACAUCACCAGAAUGUUCAGAGUGAAGAAGCUCUGCAGUGACCGGAACUGGUAUGUGCAGCCCUGCUGUGCCGUCACCGGGGAUGGACUGAUGGAGGCGUUCAGGAAAUUGACUGGAUUUGUGAAAAGCCACAUGAAAUCAAGAGGAGACACUUUAGCAUUCUUUAAGCAGAACUGAGGUCCAAGCAGUGACGUAUUGGUGAAAUUGAAAGGGUAAUUUUUUUCCUAUGCCAAGUGAGAAAAGCAAGUUGCCGAGUUAGCAAACUUUUCCUAAAAGGUUAUCUCACCUAAAUUCAGCUAAAAACUUAGAAUAAUAUCUAGAAAAUAUUAUUUUUGGCCAGGCACUUUAGUAAACUAUGUGGUAAUGAUAGUUGAGAAUAAAAUCUUACAAUUUUGUGCAUGUUGGAUAAAUAAGAAUAAUUGUGUUUGGGACCAAAUAAAUUAUUGCUUUAUUGUUUUUAUAUGACUACUAGAACAAAAUUUAAGUAAACUGCUAAUCGGGUCAGAAUUCUUUCAGAUGGUUUCCAGCUGUUACAGUAUUGAAUUUCUACCACACUCCUAUGGAACAGCCAGUAAAAAAAUAGAACUUUAAAUUAUGGCGAGGAAGAAGUUUGGUGUUAACAUCUUGUAGAUCCCUAUGCCUUAAAUGAAGUUUUUUUCUGGAUUCCUGCCAACUCUUUGAAAUCUAUUGCUGGGAACUUCCUACAGUGAGUCAAACAAGGAACUUCAGGCUGUUAAUUGCCCAGAAACAUAGGAAGAAGUUUAUACCUUAAAGUUCUGGGGAUCAGGGUAGCUAGCUCCUUAGAGUUUAGGGCGAGGCCUGGGUUUUGCUCAGCUUGAGGUUGUAGCCCCAAGAUGGGCUUAUGUAGAAUUCGGUAGAACAGUCAUUACUUGGGAAUAUAUGUACAGCUCACUGCACUGAUCAAACAGGAACCAGAGCCAGACUUUAAUCUCAGAGUCUUUGCAAUUCACAGGAGGAAACAACAUAAAGCUAGUAGCUAGAAUAGGGCAAUAAGUACUAUGUGCGAUAACAGGAGCAACUCUUUUCUGACCUGGGAAAACAGGAAGUGCUUCAUGCAGGAGGUAGUCUUUAAGAAGGUCCCCAACUCCUAGGGACCCAUGAAGGUGGAGGUUAGUCACUGGAAGUUCCCAUCACUAGAAGACCCUAAAGAGCCACUGCUGGGGAGGGGAGAAGGAACUGGGGACUGAAUUGGAAUGCCCCUGACAGGCAUCGAACUCCCAGGAAGGUCCUGGUGCUGACAGAUGACACUUUCUGCCUGCCCCACCUCUAACAAAGCUCAUUCGGGCUAGAAGCAGCAUGCCUCAGGCCCUGACAGCAGCCCCCGGGGCUCCAAAUCUUAAGGUCACGGAAGAAAAUAAAUGUUCAAGGGUGCUAGCCCCUGAAUUCCUCUCAUGGUUUCCUUCUCUCGCCCUAGCCAUGAUCUUGCUAGCAAAGAUCUGAGUGCUGCAUGGUAGGGAUUCAAAUAUAAAGUAGACAUACACAUGGUAACAGUUACCAUUGG